Messenger RNA from Colletotrichum paranaense, 219 nucleotides. RefSeq lists its product as uncharacterized. NCBI's taxonomy places the organism in Eukaryota, Fungi, Ascomycota, Sordariomycetes, Glomerellales, Glomerellaceae. The transcript has a single exon. The annotation marks the transcript as partial. The record is from RefSeq and is a predicted model, not a curated record.
AGCUCCUCACUCCUGUCCGCUUUCCCCCAGAUUGCCGCCAGUGUGCAGGUGCAGGUGCCCUGGUGGCCAGGUGCAGCGCGCGCGCGCAAGCUGCAAGCACAGACGGAGCCAAGGACGGCCCAGAUGCAAGCCCCCCCUUCACAAGUUCACGGGCUCAAAUGUCCAGGGCCGUACGGUGGUCCCACCUCUGCGCCGGUGCUCUUUUUUUCAUAUCCAUAA